GGUAAUUGGUACAACAACAAGAGUACUACAAGUCUACAAGUUUUCAACAACAUAGUUUUAAAACACAUCUUUAAGCUUCCAACGCAUGAACCCCUUAUUAUUUUUAAAAACCCAUCUUUAAAAUUGACCCAAUUUUUUAGGUUGCUAAGUGAUUUGAUCAAGAAGAGGUUAAAUUGAAGUGGGUAUGUUGUAAAAAAGCAUCUUUUGAAGAAUUUGAGUAAAAGUUCAAAUCUUUUUGCAUUUUCUUGUUGGGGUUUCAAUUUGCAUGGUGUAAACUUGAGUGUACAGGCAGUAAAUGUACAGUUGAAUUUCCCAAGGUUUCUUCAUAAAUGUUGCUUGGUUAUGUGUAUAAAUUGUGGCUUCUGGUAAAGGGUUAUUAGCUUGGAUUCUGAUCUUGUUGGGUUGUAAUGGGGUGUCACUGCUCGAAACUAUCAGUUUGUUGCUGGGAUGCCGGGCAUGAUAGAGCAAUUUCGGAGCCUGAUAAAGAUAAUGAACAGAAGGGUGAGGUCGGUGAUGUGCCUGCGUUUCGUGAGUACAGCAUUGAACAACUUAGGAUUGCUACAUCUAGCUUUGCAGUUGAAAAUAUAGUUUCUGAACAUGGAGAGAAGGCGCCUAAUAUUGUGUUUAAAGGGAAGCUGGAAAAUCAAAAGAAGAUUGCUGUAAAACGUUUCAAUAGGUCCGCUUGGCCUGAUGCCCGUCAAUUCUUGGAAGAAGCGAAAGCAGUAGGUCAGCUGCGAAGCAAUAGAUUAGCCAAUCUAUUGGGUUGUUGUUGUGAAGGUGAUGAGAGAUUACUUGUUGCAGAGUUUAUGCCGAACGAAACACUUGCAAAGCAUCUAUUUCAUUGGGAAGCACAUCCGAUGAAAUGGGCAAUGCGGUUAAGGGUGGCAUUGUAUCUUGCACAGGCCUUAGAAUACUGUACCAGUAAGGGACGUGCUCUUUAUCACGAUCUCAAUGCUUAUAGAGUUUUGUUUGAUGAGGAAGGUGAUCCUCGACUUUCCUGCUUCGGCUUAAUGAAAAAUAGUAGAGAUGGGAAAAGCUACAGUACCAACUUGGCCUUUACUCCACCUGAGUAUUUGAGGACCGGUAGAGUGACUCCAGAGAGUGUCAUUUAUAGUUUUGGGACGCUUUUGCUUGAUUUAUUAAGUGGAAAGCACAUCCCUCCGAGCCAUGCUCUUGAUCUGAUUCGUGACAGAAAUAUACAAACAUUGAUGGAUUCUUGCUUGGAAGGCCAGUUUUCAAACGACGAUGGGACUGAACUAGUACGUUUAGCUUCAAGGUGUCUGCAAUAUGAGCCACGUGAAAGGCCAAAUCCCAAGUCACUGGUUGCUUCUUUGGUUCCUCUUCAAAAGGAAACCGAGGUUCCAUCUCAUGUGUUGAUGGGGAUACCUCAUGGUGCAGCAGAUAUAAAUCUUUCUCCUCUUGGGGAAGCUUGUUCAAGAAAAGAUUUGACGGCCAUACAUGAAAUAUUGGAAAGUCUUGGGUAUAAAGAUGAUGAAGGAGCUGCCACCGAGCUUUCGUUUCAGAUGUGGACCAGCCAAAUGCAGGAUACUCUAAUCUCUAAGAAAAAGGGUGAUGUUGCAUUUAGACAAAAGGAUUUCAAGACAGCAAUAGAAUGCUACACUCAAUUUAUUGAUGUCGGAACCAUGCUUUCGCCAACAGCUUUUGCACGACGUAGUCUAUGUUAUCUCAUGAGCGACAUGCCACAAGAAGCACUCGACGAUGCAUCGCAAGCACAAGUUAUAUCUCCAGUAUGGCAUAUUGCUUCGUAUUUGCAGGCUGCUGCUUUGUUUGCCCUCGGUAAAGAUAAUGAAGCACAGCUGGCUCUGAAAGAGGGAUCAGCUCUCGAGAAGAAGCAUAGUACUUGAUAGUCGUAUUUUCGUGGGUCUAGUAUCAAUCUACAUGAAGUUGGUCAAGGAUCUACAAAACAGAUUUUGUGUAAUCAUCAUUCUUCACUUGCACUUUACAGGGUUGUUUGUUUUAGUGAGCUAAUGGGCAUUUAUUUCGAUUUUAAAGAGCGUUUUUUCGUUUUUUCGUUUUUUCGUUUUUGUGCAGAAUCGUAUAGUGAAGAUUGUAUUGUAUAGGUGAAUCACAUACUGCUAGUAUCUACGUUCCCUCAGGAAGGCCCUUUUGUUACACACAUUAUUUGGCGAACAUUCUUGCUCGACUUUGUACUUUCUAAACAGACUGAAAAAUUGAGUGAUGUGUUGAAUUUUACCAGUUUGACAUGGCUUUUGGUUUAG
Amaranthus tricolor (Joseph's coat) is the source of this 2240-nucleotide messenger RNA. RefSeq names its product serine/threonine-protein kinase BSK3-like. Gene Ontology annotation, molecular function: protein binding; ATP binding; protein kinase activity. The record is from RefSeq and is a predicted model, not a curated record. Lineage: Eukaryota; Viridiplantae; Streptophyta; Magnoliopsida; Caryophyllales; Amaranthaceae. The coding region runs from base 408 to 1865 and encodes 485 amino acids. Gene Ontology annotation, biological process: brassinosteroid mediated signaling pathway; protein phosphorylation. The transcript has 11 exons.